Messenger RNA from Rotaria sp. Silwood2, 1392 nucleotides. Lineage: Eukaryota; Metazoa; Rotifera; Eurotatoria; Philodinida; Philodinidae. The record is from the annotation of a GenBank genome assembly.
AUGUUAACCAGCGAAUGCAUGGUACAUUUUGGUGACAAUUCAUCGACAUUUGACUAUGCUCGUCGUCAACUCAGUCAUGAGAAGGAAUUUCUUGCUGAUAUUGAUCAACAAACUGAAAAUCAAUUUUAUUCCUGUAAUGGACAAGCAGGUUUGGAAGCAAUUGAUAAUGAUCAACUUCAUAGAAUGUGCCAUUAUAUCAAAUUAUUAUCAGUUAAUAAAAUGAAUUUUCGUUUUCGAAGAAAUCUGAACAACUAUUUGCAAUUACAAAAGACGAAAACAGCACAUGAACCAUAUAUAUAUCAAUUAUCUUUAAUGAACAGAACAAAAUCGAACAAGAAACAAUGUUCAAAAGAUGCAAUCAAACAAGAAAUAAGAUACCAAUGGAAUGAAUAUGAAGAUGAUAUGUUUUAUCAAAUUCAAUAUGGUGUUAGAAAUGAAGUAACGGAUGAAUCUGAAGAUGAAACACCGCAAAAAUGUAUUCCCUCAAAAACCUGCCAUAAAAAACCUAAAUGUGCUAAAGUUCGAAUACUCAACGAUCAAUGUAUUGUACACAGUCGUCAAUAUGUAUCCAAGUUUAAUUGUGCUGUCAAUUUACUUCGUGACGCUGGUGAAUUUCAUAAAAGUGUUUAUCAUCAAUUAUCACAUAAAUGUUGUUCAUGCAACGAAAAAAUAGAUAUUUUACAAACAUUCAUGUUUAUUUUAGGCUUGAAUACGAUCGAUCCAAUUAUACUAGAGAAUAUUUGUAAUGAAAUCCAAUUAGAACAGUUUGGUGACAGGAAACCACCGCAACCUGUUUAUAUGAUGUUUUUGUCAUUUCAAUCGGCACUCGAUGCUAAAGAACGUCUUAGACAAUCUGGCCGUUUUAUCGGUAAAAAUGGUCAAUAUUUACGUCGUUUCGAAGAUAAAUACAAUGUUCGCGUGAACAUUGUCAAUAGAUCUUCUAGUAAAAAACUUCGUCAAAAACUUAUUGAAAUGAAAAACAAGACUGGUAAACAACUUACAAACGAACUUGAAGGCAUUUAUUUAUUAUUGACGAAGAAAAAUACAUCAGUAAAAAGUACGAUUUCUAUUGAUGAAAUCAAACAAUUAAUAAAAAAGAAAUGGAACGAAAUAAGUGAAGACAUGCAAAUUCAAAGACAACAUAGAUUGAAGCACGCAACAUCAAGACAAUGCACAACAUCAAUGUGGUUUGAAUUCAGUUGUGAUGAUCGAUGGCAUCCUAAAAGACGCGAUCAUUCACAAAAGAUUCCAAUCGAAAAAAAAGAAUGUUCAACUCAAAUAGAUGUAGCAUCAUAUUCCCGAAUUUCAUAUUUACAACGAUUGAAAGCUUGUCGAAAAUUGUCAAGAGUUAUUCGUCACCGGAAAAACAUAGCAUUCGGCAUGAUGGAAUAA